AUGCAAAGACUUUGGACGGAGACGCUCGAUUGGGACGAUCCGCUGCCGCCGCGUCUCGCUUCUGAAUUCGAGGGUUUCGACUUAUCGCUCGCUUCCGUUCCGUCGCUGUCGGUACCGCGAUGGAUCGGAGUUACCAGGUCAAUUCUUGGCAUCGAAAUCCACGGAUUCUCAGACGCCUCUCAGGAGGCGCUCGCUGCCGUGGUUUACAUUCGCGUUUACAUUCGUGUCCUCGCGGAGUUCGACGAAGUGCGCGUCAACCUGCUCGCCGCAAAGAGCAAGGUCGCACCGCUCGCGAAACAGACAAUUCCGCGACUCGAGCUCUCGGCUGCCGUGCUGCUCGUUCGAUUGGUGCGACGCGUGAGCGCCGUGCUCAAUCUCGAAACCGCUCCAGUUCACCUGUGGGUGGACUCCAGUGUCGCGCUCACCUGGCUCAGAGGUUCGCCCGCGCAAUGGAAGGAGUACGUUGCAAACCGCGUCGCUCUCGCCCAUGAGUUGCUGCCGCGCGCACAUUGGCACCACGUCUCCGGUGCCGAGAACCCCGCGGAUUGCGCAUCGCGGAGACUCUCUCCGCAACUUCUCGCCGCUCACGGAGCGUGGUGGCGUGGGCCGGACUGGCUUUCGGGGCCAUCUACCACGUGGCCGUCGAGCGCCCUUCGCUUCGACGUGGACACCGACCUGGAGGCUCGUCCGCGCCGAACUCACCUUGCUGCUGCCGCUGCCGUGGACUCCACGUGGGACCUCGCUGCGAGGUACUCCUCGCUCCGCCGACUUAUCCGCAUCACCGCAUGGAUCCAGCGUGCAGUCGACCGGUUACGCCGCCGGCCGCCAACGCACCACGACCUCGGUCCAGCGGAUCUUGCCAGAGCGGAGCAGCUCUGGAUCACGCUGGAACAGCAUACCGCGUUCCACACGGAGAUUCCUGUGCUCUCGCGGGGCGAUGCGCUGCCGCGAUCGCAUCCGCUUCUCCGUCUGUCGCCGUUUGUGGACGGAAACUGCGUUCUCCGCGUCGGGGGCCGUCUUCGGAACGCUCUCCUCGACCCUGACGCGAAACAUCCCGUGUUGCUACCGCGGGACUCUCAUUUAACGCGCUUGAUUCUAGAUGACGUGCACCGUCGAACGCUCCACGGCGGUGUCCAAUCGAUGCUCGCUACAAUUCGACAGCGAUAUUGGAUCGUGGGCGGCUGCGCACUGAUCGCGUCAUUCGUUCGCCGAUGCGUCCGCUGCGCCCGGUAUCGCGCCUCCACAGCAACGCAGCUGAUGGGUCAGCUGCCGCCCACUCGAGUCACCCCUGCGCGACCGUUUCUAACAUCGGGCGUGGAUUACGCGGGCCCGUUCUCAAUCAAAACGUGGCGUGCACGGGCCGCGCGCACGUAUAAAGGGUUCCUCGUGGUGUUCGUGUGCUUUGCGACGUCCGCCGUACACCUCGAGCUUGCUACGGACUACAGCACACAGGGGUUCCUGCCGCGUAUCGUCGUUUUCGGAGCUGACGCCGAGCUUCGCCGCCUCUUCGAUGUCGCAUCUGCCGAAUUUGCCGCUACCUCUCACGCUCUCGCGUCGGACGGAACUCAGUGGUCGUUUAACCCGGCGGGAGCGCCUCAUUUCGGAGGCAAGUGGGAGGCUGCCGUGAAAUCGGUAAAGCACCAUCUCCGGCGAGUGAUAGGUGACACUCUCCUCACCUACGAGGAGUUCACUACUCUCCUCACACAAGUCGAGGAGGUGCUGAAUUCACGGCCGCUCUGUCCACUCUCCGACGAUCCCGCCGACGUCGAGGCACUUACACCAGCGCAUUUCCUCGUCGGAGGCCCGUUUUCGUCGGUACCGGAACCGUCGCUUACCGAUGUCGCGGUGUCGCGACUCUCACGCUGGCAGCAUUUCCGGCAGAUGCUCGACCAUCUGUGGCGCCGUUGGUCCACGGAAUACCUGCAGCGAUUGCAGGCUCUCGCGAAGUGGAAAGUUUCGUCCGACCGGAUACGCGUAGGCACGCUCGUGCUUCUUACAGACGAGCGCUACCCGCCCUCGAAAUGGCCGCUCGCGAGGGUGAUCGAGGUGCAUCCAGGACAGGACGCCUUGAUUCGCGUGGCUACCAUAAGGACCAGCAACACAACGCUGAAGCGUCCGAUCGUGAAGCUGUGUCCGCUGCCGGUCGAUUCCGUGAACGUGCCAGCACAAUCGACAGACUCUUAA
Molecule: messenger RNA, 2184 nt
Organism: Vollenhovia emeryi
Lineage: Eukaryota; Metazoa; Arthropoda; Insecta; Hymenoptera; Formicidae
Exons: 2
Coding region: 1-2184 (727 amino acids)
Molecular function (GO): nucleic acid binding
Source: RefSeq, a predicted model, not a curated record